AUGCUAGAAGCUGAAUCUCAGGAUAUCAACCCUGUCUUGCUCGGAGAGCCGGAUUCUGCUCAUGCCGAGCCACUCACAGAGGGCCAGCAGGCGCUGGUGGAUAGAGUGGGCAACAAAAGGCUGGCAGGCGGUCUCUACAAGCGGGAGUUCAAGACGUACUCAAGGGAAGAGAGGCUACAUGCCAUUGAGUUCUCCAGAACUCAUGUCCAUGUCAAUCCUCAAACAGGCGAAGAACGUCAUAUCAGUACAUCUACCGCUGCGGAGAUACUGCACAUCACGAAAAAUACCCUUCAGAGAUGGAUUGAGGAAGAGCAGAAAAUAGUCGAGAUGAAAGAGGGAUCUUCCAGAGCUGAUGGGGAGAGAUAUUCAACCAUCACAAUAUCGGAGAGAUUCAAGUCUGGACGGUACCCUUUCUUAAAAUUCGUGCCGGCACAACUGUUCUCAAAAAAUUGCAUAGCUGGAGCAGAGUUCUAUAAGUUACAUCCACUUACCCAUCCUGUGCCGUUUAUAGGUAUUGAAGGAGGACGUCGUGGACAACUAGAAACAUUCGAGGAUGCUUACGAGUUCCUCGGGCAUCCAAGAAAUUCUUCGCAUGAUGGACAUCCAAAUGAGCCUGCCCCAACAAACACACAAAUCCAUCCUUCACCAAAUUCUACCCUGGCGGCGCCGCUCGAAGGGUCCCCUAAGAAAGAGUCCGUACAAAAGAAACCUACAGUGCAGGAAGUCAAUUCUAUGCUAUACGAAAACGCUCCUGAUUAUAAUCUCAGACAGCCUGGCGCACGAAAAUGGGAUCCUUGUUAUGAGAAGAUGGGUGCAUGUGUUAGCCUGAUCUGUCAGCAAUUGCUCACGGCUAGCCCAAAACUUGAGUCUGCUAUCCCUGUUCGAAUCGGGCUUGAUUAUGACCAGCCGUUCCAAGGCGCCCCGGCGCACUGGGCAGUGAGGCUCUUGUUAACCACAGGCGCCAUUAUCAUAUUGCCUACAUCGAUAUGCUUAAGGGGCACCGUACGGAACGAAGUGGUUCCAGACAGUCUUUUUCUUCAAGGCUGGACAAUCGACCAUGAAAUCCUGAGGUGUAAACCACCCAAGCGAACUAGAAAUGAUGAUAGACCGAACGCGAUAAGGUACUCGAAGAUCUUAUAUGGGGAAUCCAAGCAGAUUUUCGAUAAGUUUAGGCUGAGCCCGGUGCUGUACAUUGAAGAUGUGGAGAUGCUGUUUAAGAGUUCUCAAUCCUGGAGGCCUCGCCGGUUCUCGUCAACAUGGACGCUAUACAGCACAGUUUUGCACAGCAGUUAUCGCUCUGGAGACACCCUGAGCCCAUCAUACGGAAGAUAUAGCGAUAUUGAGUUGCUGAUGGAUGAUAUAAUUGAAAAAUCUCCUCGCGCGUUCUUCUCGGUUCCACCAGCCCGGUCUUUCCAGCUUAUCCCACUCACCGAGUUCGAGCUCCAGAGUCGUGUCGCCGAGGAGGAUAUCAUCGGACUAUUUUCACGUCACAUAGAGGGCAACGAUGAAGAGACUCGAGGCACCCUGAGCCUAUCUGUGCUCGACGAGAUACUCGAACUUGGUACAGAUUCAACCGGGGAGAAAGAGUUUCGUAAGAAGCUGAUGCGGUCACUAAAGCUCUGCGCCCAAAAGGCUGAAGGGCUAGUCAAUCGCAAGGAAACGUGCAUGUUCUUCACAUGCCCUGAGCCCCAAGAAGAACCCUCAUCUUACUACUGCCACCACCAUUCGACCACGCUCAUUGCUCAUGUUUUGAAGCAACCCGAGUCGUUAGCUACCCCAAGUCUACGGGCAAAUCUCGUGGCUUCUAGCGAUCUGCACCUGACGGAACAUACAAGAAACACGUUAGAGCAACUGAAGACUCUGUUUGCGCAGCCUGAACGGACCUGGAUUAUUGAUUUCGAGUACGUUUCAAUGCCGAAACGUUACUCGCCAAUACCUCUCCAACUCGCCAUCAGGCAGCUCGAUGGGAAGCUGUUGUAUUCUGGCAAUGUGCAUUACGGUCUGUCUCUGAAGGAAUUUACCGACGCUACAUCAUUACUUGUCUCCCAGAAGCAUGGUAUGAUGGGAACUUUGUUCCUAAGGUGCUAUGGUGGGCUUCGAACCAACGGAGAAACGCCGCCUCGAAUCAGAGACCACAUAAUCGAUGUUUGUGCGUACGACCCAACGAAGAUUAAUGUUCUAUCAUGGUUUGCUGCUCAAGAUAUGCAGUGUUUCCUGAGAAUCAUCGCUGGGGACAGCCAACUAAUCCAAGAGAAAGUUUCCCAUCGGGAUGCGUCGAAUUUUCAAGUGGUUAAUAUAGGCGAGCUUUGUCGAAAGCUCUUUCCUAACCUCUGCUCUAGCCAGCUUCGUUCAGUGAGCGAGUAUUUGAAUGGGACAGCAUCAAAAGGCGAAUACCAUACCGCCUCCUACGACACUGAGGUACUGGCGAAAAUCGUGAAGGCUCUUGUAAAAUUAAUUUGA
Messenger RNA from Aspergillus calidoustus, 2460 nucleotides. Lineage: Eukaryota; Fungi; Ascomycota; Eurotiomycetes; Eurotiales; Aspergillaceae. The record is from the annotation of a GenBank genome assembly.